Messenger RNA from Phascolarctos cinereus (koala), 1686 nucleotides. It is a transcript of the gene BBIP1, whose product is annotated as BBSome interacting protein 1. Gene Ontology annotation, cellular component: BBSome. Gene Ontology annotation, biological process: receptor localization to non-motile cilium; cilium assembly. NCBI's taxonomy places the organism in Eukaryota, Metazoa, Chordata, Mammalia, Diprotodontia, Phascolarctidae. The record is from RefSeq and is a predicted model, not a curated record.
AGCAUUGACGCCGCAGCGGCCAUAUUUAAUGAUGGAAAAAAGGGCAUGAACGACGGGAAACCAUUCUUCCAGCUUCCGGUCACACGCCUUACGCUUUCCCUUCGCCCAGCCUCCCUGUUUCCCGGGGCAACGGCUAGUGGGUAGAGAAAGUGACUGGUAGGUGACGAGCUGCCCCAAGAAAGGAAUGCUAGAUGACCUGAUGUUCUGCGUUAGACGUGCCAGUUCAGACUUUUCACCCACAGCCCCGUGUGGGGCAGAUGUCCACACACUUGGGUCACGCAGCUUCAGGUGUCUUGUGCCCUUACCUCGAUGGACUAACUAGAGUGCGGGGAUGGGAAGCCUAUCCCAACCGGAAGUCGUCUCACUGCCUUCCGGGUCGGGAGCGGAGAGGGUUCUGCAGCCGUAGUACCCCUCCCCCAGGGGGCGCCCAGACCUGAGCCGGACUGGAACCCAAAGCACAAAACCUCAGGCUAGAUGUGAACUGGAUCUGUUGGAUGGGCAACUCUUUCUUUUCCUGGAACACAACUGCAAAUCAGCCUCAUUGCCUAGCCCUUCUACUCAGCUCUGGAGCUACAGAGUUCAACCAGCUCCUGCUCUUACUUCUACAUAGUUAGGGGAAAUAAAGGAAAAUACAGCAGUUCUGAUAUGGCAGAGGUGAAGUCAAUGUUCCGAGAAGUACUUCCCAAACAAGGUCAAUUGUCUGUGGAAGAUGUGGCCACCAUGGUGCUGUGCAAACCCAAACUUCUGCCACUGAAAUCUCUGACUCUUGAAAAAUUAGAGAAAAUGCAGCAAACAGCACAAGAAACUAUUCGCCAACAGGAAAUGGCAGAAAAAGAACAGCACCAAACAAACCAAUGAAUGAAUGAUUUAUUCAUCAAUUUUGGUUACUUUUACUUGCUAUGAUAGUUUUUCAAAAUAAUUCACAUUUGUUUGCUAACCCUGAAAUUUGUAUUGAAGUUAAAAUUCAUGUAAAAUAAGGGGAUAAGUAUAAGUCAUCAAAACAACAUAAUGAACUUAAGCUUUUAUAAUUCCUGUCAUAAACUAUGGUCCAACUUUCACUUUGGCCAUAUUUUAUUUUAAUCUUUAGUAUUCUGUUCAGUGAUUGUUGGAAUUCUGAGUUCUACCACAAGAUUGCAUUUGUCUAGGUGUUGUUCAACAUUCCUAUUUUUAACAAUUUUAGAGAUCCAACAACCCAUAAAAUGUGUAACUUCAUGAAAAUUCUACACAUUGGCCUUUUUGCAUGAUAUAUCAAGACCAAAAAUGAAGUUUAUUUUUUUAAGUGUUUUGAGUUUUUCAGUGGAAAGUGUUGGAGAGAGAAAAAUACUUAAACAAAAUUAUAAAGAUACUACAUAAGCAUAUACAUAUAUACACACAUAUUAUGUACACAUGCACACAUAUUAUGUACACAAACACACACACAUAUAUAUUUGAAAAUGCAUUCAAAUCACAUCAGAAAUAAGCUGAGUUUCUUUUUAAGGAUUCACCUGGGAAUCUGAAGCAGAGGGAAUGAGUAGAUUUGUGAAACAAGAUUUCAUGGUAGACUUUUACUUUCAUUUGAUAAAAACUGCCUAUGUUGGACACAAUGUUUUUUUAACAGAAGUUACAGCCAAUCUUUCUUGGCCAGAAGGAACAAAAUAAAUGUAGCAAUAUUCCUGAACAAUAAAAGGCUGUCUUUUUUUAAAUACA